Molecule: messenger RNA, 825 nt
Organism: Pelagomonas calceolata
Lineage: Eukaryota; Pelagophyceae; Pelagomonadales; Pelagomonadaceae
Source: the annotation of a GenBank genome assembly
CCCGCCGCCGCCAGGCGACGUCCGUGCCCUCCAAGGAGCACAGUUCUCGACGCUCGAAGCUCGCCGUAGUCCGCUUACGGCAGUGCUCGACGCGCGAACCUCGCCGUAGUCCGCUUACGGCCGCGCCGACCUCCGCGAGGCAGCCCCAAACCCAGGCUGCCCGUAGAGGCAGCCCUCAGGCUGGCGCACACGGCCGACGGCCACUCGGCCAUCCUGCCCAUGGCCGAGGAGAAGGGCCCCACCGCGCCGCCCGGGCUCAAGAUCGUGGUGGUGGGCCCGACGCAGGGCGGCAAGACCACGGUCUCCAACUACAUCGCGUCGGACGAGGCCGUCGACUUCGAGUACCCUUUUGAAUAUAACGCCACCGUCGGCGUGCGCAUCUUGGAGUGCGAGCGGAAUCUAGGGGGACCGGCGACGCCGGUCGAGGUCUGGGACGUGGGAGGCUCGACGGACUACGAGGGCUGCUGGCCGGCCAUCAUGCACGACGCGCACGGCGUCGUCCUCGUCUACAACCCCGAGCAGGAGGGCCAGGUGAGCGAGUCGGGCGCCUGGUACGAGUACUUCGUCCAGAACAACGACCUGCCCGACGAGGCGUGCGUCGUCUUCGCCUUCGCGCCGAACGCGCAGCGCGGCACGCGCCAGCGCGUCUCGCCCAAGAUCGAGCACCUCAACGUCGUCAACAUCUCGCUCGACGACGGCUCCCUCGUGAAGACGCAGUUCGAGCGCUUCCUCAAGGCGGCCAAGGCCCGCAAGGACUCGGGCGGCGGCGGCGGCGAGGCCAAGGGGGCGGAGUACAAGUGAGUAUCUACUACUAGUAAGCAAAGC